AUGAACAUGUGCAUUCCGGCGAGAAUCGCCGGCAAGCUUCCUCUUCUCGUCUCGUCUUCCACCUCUUCUACUAGAGCUGCCGGAUUCCCCAGAAUCGGGAUUUUCCGUAAUCUGAACCAGAGAAGGAGACUGGUUUCUGGGUUCGCAAAGGUGAUGGCUUUGAGCAGUGUGGAGAGCUGUAAUGCGGAGGUGAUUGAACUUGAAAACUCAUUGGGCUCCGUUCGGCCUGCCGUGGAAGAUUGUGCAGAAGAGGCCGUCGAAGCUCUCAGAGACGGCAAGGUUAUAGCUUUGCCCACUGAUACUCUCUAUGGUUUUGCUUGUGAUGCUUGUUCUUUGGAAGCAGUAAGUAGGAUUUAUGAGAUCAAAGGCCGUAAGCACACGAGUCCUCUAGCAAUCUGUGUUGGGGAUGUAUCAGACAUAGAGCGGUUUGCAGUCACUGACCACCUGCCUUCUGGCUUACUGGAUUCCUUACUUCCUGGGCCUGUGACUGUUAUACUGAGUCGAGGAGCUUUGAGCGUGCUUGAGAAGUCUCUGAACCCGGGAUUGGACAGCAUUGGUGUCAGGGUCCCUGACUGUAACUUCAUAAGGGUGAUAGCUCGGGGUUUGGGAAGAGCGAUAGCCCUGACCAGUGCUAACCUGAGUGGCCAGUCAAGUAGCGUUUGCAUCAACGAUUUUCAGGACCUGUGGCAGCAAUGUGCAUCUGUGUAUGAUGGUGGUGUCCUUCCAUCUGGACGUGCAGGAUCGACGAUUGUAGAUCUCACCCGGGUUGGGAAGUUCUGUAUUCUUAGACCUGGAAGCGCCAUGGAAGAGACGGUUGCAAUCCUCGAAAAGCAUUCGCUGGCUGAGGACGAAGCAGGCUAG
This is a messenger RNA of Linum trigynum, 861 nucleotides long. NCBI's taxonomy places the organism in Eukaryota, Viridiplantae, Streptophyta, Magnoliopsida, Malpighiales, Linaceae. The record is from the annotation of a GenBank genome assembly.